Dunckerocampus dactyliophorus (ringed pipefish) is the source of this 3645-nucleotide messenger RNA. RefSeq names its product zic family member 3 heterotaxy 1 (odd-paired homolog, Drosophila) (gene zic3). Gene Ontology annotation, molecular function: RNA polymerase II cis-regulatory region sequence-specific DNA binding; DNA-binding transcription factor activity, RNA polymerase II-specific. Bases 271 to 1611 code for a protein of 446 amino acids. Lineage: Eukaryota; Metazoa; Chordata; Actinopteri; Syngnathiformes; Syngnathidae. Gene Ontology annotation, cellular component: nucleus. The transcript is spliced from 3 exons. Gene Ontology annotation, biological process: central nervous system development; regulation of transcription by RNA polymerase II. The record is from RefSeq and is a predicted model, not a curated record.
GAUUGACUUUAUCAGUCCAAGGACAUCAUCCGCCUGGAAGGGGGGGAAGUUUGAUCCUCUUUCUCACGGACUCAACGGGAGUUUUUCCCCUUCCUCCCAACUCUUAUUUAAAAGGAUUCUUGGCCGUGUUCUGAGGGGGUAGCAUUUUUGGGGGGGUUUAUUUUCACGGUGCGGUAAAUCUCGGCGCGGUGGCUCCGGCUCGUGCGCUCCGCUAAACUGGAUUUUAAAUCGUUUUCCUCCUAAGUUUGCCCCCCUCCCCUUCCCACGCUCAUGACUAUGCUUCUUGAUAGCGGUCCGCAGUUCGCGUCGCUUGGAGUGGGCGGCUUCGGUACACCACGGCACCACCACGACAUCGGCAACAGGGACGCCAGCCUCGGACUGAACCCCUUCAGUGAGUCCUCGCACUCGGCGGCAUUCAAGAUCAGCCCCGUGGGCCACGACAUCGCCGCCGGCCAGACGUCAGCCUUCACCCCGCAAGCCAGUGGAUAUGCAGCCGCCCUGGGACACGCGCACGGCGGGCAGGUGGGCUCGUACGGCGGAGGGGCGUUCAACUCAACGCGGGACUUUCUCUUCCGGAACCGGAGCGUGGGAGAGACCGCGGCGCCGAGCGCCCAGCACGGGAUCUUUGCAGCCUCGGCCGGGAGCCUUCACGGGCCACCGGGGAUCGCAGACAACGCGGGACAUCUCUUAUUUCCUGGACUCCACGACCAAGGGGUGAGCCACUCCACGCCGAGUGGACACGUCGUCAACAGCCAAAUGCAUCUGGGCUUGCGCGGGGACAUUUUCGGGCGAGCCGACCCGUACCGGCCAGUGGCGAGCCCGCGCGCUGACCCAUACGGGGCACAGCUGCACAACUACAACCAUCCCAUCAACAUGAACAUGGGCAUGAACGUGCCGAGCCACCACGGCCCGGGGGCCUUCUUCAGGUACAUGCGGCAACCCAUCAAGCAAGAGCUGUCGUGCAAGUGGAUAGACGAGCACCAGAUCCACAGACCCAAAAAGACCUGCGACAGGACUUUCAGCACCAUGCACGAAAUGGUCACGCACGUGUCCAUGGAGCACGUCGGCGGGCCGGAGCAGAGCAACCACAUCUGCUACUGGGAGGACUGCCCCCGGGAGGGAAAGUCCUUUAAGGCCAAGUACAAACUCGUCAACCACAUCCGCGUGCACACGGGAGAGAAGCCUUUCCCGUGCCCCUUCCCGGGAUGUGGGAAAAUAUUCGCCCGCUCGGAGAACUUGAAAAUACACAAAAGAACGCACACGGGUGAGAAGCCGUUCAAGUGUGAAUUCGACGGCUGUGACAGACGCUUCGCCAACAGCAGCGACCGGAAGAAGCACAUGCACGUGCACACGUCAGACAAGCCCUACAUCUGUAAAGUGUGCGACAAAUCCUACACGCACCCCAGCUCUCUCAGGAAACACAUGAAGGUCCACGAAUCCCAAGGUUCGGAAUCCUCCCCAGCAGCAAGCUCUGGGUACGAAUCAUCCACACCUCCGGUUCUGGUCUCGGCCUCCAGCGAGGACCCGACAAAAACCCCCCCGUCAGCCGUACAGAACACAUCCGGACACAGCGAGGGUCUGGCCCCGAACUUUAACGAAUGGUACGUUUGAAGAACAUGGAGCAGAACCCAUCGUCGAGCACGCAGAUAUGGAUUUUUUUUUUUUUUUUUUUACCAACCCUUCGAAGACUUUCCCUGACUCCUUGUACACACAAAAGCAGCCCAUCCCCAAACAAAAUGGGACAAGAACCAAGCCAGCGGGCCAUGCAGCUCAGGAUCACCCAGAAUUGGACUUUUUAUUCUGCAAAGAAAUAAAAACACACACUACUUUCUCACAUUCAAUUCCUCUUUUCAGUUCAAAUGCAAAACAUGUAUUUUCCUUUUAUGUAUUUUCUCAAAUUGUAUUUAAAAAAAGAAAAGGAAUUAAAAGGUGGAUUAUUUCUCUGUUUUAUAAUAUUAUCAGAUAAAAAAAAGGGUGGGGGGGACAAAUCGAUUGUUGGAACUUCAGUCUUAAGAACACGUGCCAAAGUCUUUUUUGUCAUGAACUUGAAGACAGUUUAAAAAGAAAAACACAUGCUAAAUAAAUAUUCUACUCGUGAAUGUAUUUCCUUGUUUGAUGGGGUCCAAUCUGUUGUCAACGUCCGUUUUCAGGUGGAGAAUUGAAAUGAAAAAACGCAAUGUGGUACUAGAUUGUUGCCGUUGAAUAUAACGUUGCCUUUUGUUAAUAUGCCGCUGUAAAUACAUAUCCAUGAUGCCAUAUUUAUCCGUUUGUAAUUUAAUUAUGGGUAGAAGCUCGGAAACGUUAAAAAAAAAAGAUAUUUAUGGAAAAUGUUUUUUUCUAACAAGAAGCGUAGAGUUGGGGCUCAGCUUGACAUGGAAGAAAUGAUCACAAACAUCCAACAUGGCGAUUGUAUCCUUUUGUCUUUUCCUUUUUGGAGGGUUAACCAGUAGGCCUACACGUGUCUUAUUUGCAUCGAAUAAUAAAUAGUCUAUUUGAAGAUGAUGGAUUUGUCUGUCUGAUGCAGACUUCUAUAUGAGACCUUUGACAUGUACCCGUCUAGGAAGCUGGAACACGCUUCUGGUAAUAUGUUUAUUUUCAACCUUACGUUUUGUAUAUUUUAUUUUGAUAGAGUCAGACAUAGAUGUCAAUCUGUAGCAUUCAAAUAAGAAAUCAAAUUGCACUCUUUGUACGACGGACGAGCGCGUGAAGAUUUCCAAACGAAAGUGAGAGUAUUUGACGAUUUGGGCUCGCGUAGCCUUCUUCGACACACUAGUUCCAGCAAUGUCUUUGUGCAAGUAUGUUUUUCAAUGUGUGCAUCGGCAACAAUGGAACUGUCCCAAGAAAAAUAAAAAAACAAGUUUUCUGUCUGUCGGCUUGCAUUGUUUGAAAUGUAAUUCUCCUGUGAAACUACGCGUGUUCUCUCUUGUGGUGUUUGCAUAGACGACUAUUUCAUCAUGCUUGUGUGAGUAAUUUGUCAAGAUGGCUUUUUCUUUUUUUCUUUCCAAAUUAUUUGGCCGAAGGAAUUUUAGAUCUAUGUUUGCUUUGGGGUAGGGUGGGGCGGGGGUGCAACAAGAGUUACAGCAUUGCAUUGUAACCUAUUGUCAAGAAUGAAAUAUUAUGCAGACACAAAGUAUAUUGUACUCAUAGGAGAACAAUUUCAGACCACCAGCACUAACUUUUCCAAUAAAAUGCACAAAAAAGGUACCUCGUGACAGUGAUACAGUAUAUAAAAACGUUUAUUUAAUGACAUCAUUUAAGGAAUAUAUGUUUUAUAUGCUAUUUUCUAUACCUUCGUUUCACAAGAACUACUUUUUCUUACGCCCUCCCAUCAAUAUGAAACUCAUGGUCUGUAUAAUAUGAGGACAGCAAGAAUGUGAUGUUGUAACACUUAGUGGGAGAUAUGGGUCACAAUCUGACGAGGAAAACGUGCUUUAGUGAGGAUAUGGAUAUAUGGAUAUAUGGAUAUAUGGAUAUAUGGAUAUUUGGAUAUAUGGAUAUUUGGAUAUUUGGAUGUGUGUCCCAUUCAUUGACGCCUUAGCCUGUACCAGCUAAAAUACCACCAGGCAAAAAGAUUCCUUCUUCUUCUUGCUUUUUUUUAAGGCUACUGUGUAUUCAUUUCUUUUCAAGGCAAAAAUGUGAUUUUUU